GGGGGGGGGGCGCAUAGAAAAAGAAGUUGCUGGUGGCGUGUUUUAUUGUGGUUUAAGAAUUUUGUUGUAAAGCACCAUUAAUUCAUUCAUGAAGAACAGCAGCAUGUAAACCUCGUAAAUAAAUAAAUAAUGGCUUUCCAUCUCAAGUAAAUACUGGACCUCAAAGGACCAUUGGUGUGUUAUUUCUAGCUAUAUCUGUUGCUUUUAAUUUACAUAUAUUGUUGAUCUUUUUUAUGAGCCACUCAGAGAGGGCUAAAGAGCCGCAUAUGCAUUUGUAUGGUUAAAUAACUUACAAUCAAUUAAAUAUAAAAUGUGAUUUGAUAUUUGUCUUGAAGGUGCACAAUGUUUGUCUUGAAGGUGCACAUUUUCAAUUUUAUUUGGGACAUUUGUUGCCUCUGGUCUCUGCCAACAUCUUAUAGCUGGGAAAGAUUCUUCCUCCCAGCUCUUUCCGUCGGCGGGCCUCCUGCGCCCUCUAUCGGUCAGCGGGGUUCGGUGCAGCCAGGACGUCCUCCCUUCUCGGUUGCUAAGGCGACAGAGGCCUACACAACAGGCGGGCAGGACCGAGCCUGGCCUCGAGCGGAGUGGGGAGCCUGUUGUUAUCGCUACUUAGGGGGGGGUGCGUCACGUGGGCUUGGCCCCCAGACACCCUUCUUGCCCAGAGCCCCGCCUCCCCCGCUCAGGGUCCUUCCCCACCCAACUACGAUACCUCACUUUGCAGGCCCCCCCCCACUUUCCCCAUAAAGACCCCCCCAUAUUCCUGAUUCUGACCUCUCCCUUCCAGCUCUCCCUACCCCAUCAAGGCAGAUUCCCAGCCCCCCCCCACAGGUCUCCCCUACAAAGCCUCAUCUCCUUGCAACUAAGGACCCCCCCAAAAAAAACCUACCUUGACCCCCCCAACAUACACCCAACAGAAAAGCCCCUACUUGCCAUGUCCCACUUGGGAAGCCCCUCUCCAAAACAGCCCCCUCUCCAAAAUCUAGAGCGCCCCUCACCAUAUGGGACUAGUAUUAUGUGCCCCCCCAUCAGUCCUUGUCCAGCUGACGCCCAUCACUCCAAAAGAAAAAAGAAAAAAGGCCUGUCCAAUCCCAAGAGCCUUCUCUAUUAUUUCCUUUAAAAUAUUUGCAACCCAGUUUUUUCUUUCUUUCUUCAAAGCAGCACUGGAGUCCCACAGAAAAUAUGUGGGGUGCUGCUGGUUCCAGAUGUGGGAGCAGAGGAAAUCUCCUUCCAGGGCAGCGUUUAAUCUCCACUGGGGAUCCCCAGUAGCGACCCCCAAUGUCUGCCCCUCAGCGUCUCAUUGCAUAUGUUUUUGUCUCCACAGGGUCCUUGAACGAGAGACGCCAUGGGGAAAAAGGGGGAACGGGGAGCUAAGGAUAAGACUGCCGCCUUGGAGGAAGAGGCCAGGCUUGCUGCUAAAAGAGCUGAGCACGGAGAAGAGGAGUACCAGUGUACAGGGAUCCUGGAGCAGGAUUUCACCGAGCUGUGCACCCGUGCGGGAUUUCAAGAGGUCCCCAAGGUCGUGGUGAGGCCCCACCCACAUGCUUUGGCUGUGACAGAGGAGCCUGACCAGCAAGCGGAGAAGGAUGCGCAGUACAGCCUCAGCCAGAUCCAGGGCAAGUACGCCUACUUCCGCCCCACCAUCCAGAUGGAGCUGGAGCACGACGACCCCAAGAGCACCCGCGAGAUCUUCAUCCGGAGCUGGAAGAUCGAGGAGAAGAUGUUGGCUGUCUUGGCGAAGUGCCUGCCAGCCCUUGCCCACCUCCAGGGAAUUCACCUCUGGAAGGUUGGACUGACAGACCACACCUUCCUCUCUCUCCUCGCCAUCUUGCCCACCUGCACAACUCUCAGGACCCUCGCCUUGGAAGGGAACCCGCUGCCGGAGCGCUCUUUCUACAAGCUGCUCAUCGCCGAAGAAAGCCCCACCAGCCCUGCCGAGGGCCAGCCAACCGUCCCAUCCACCCCUCUCAGCCUGGCCCACAUCUCCCUGCGCAACAACGACAUCGACGACGAGGCGGCCCUGCUGAUCGGCCAGGCCCUCUCGUCCCUCAAGAGCGCCAACAAGAACCUGGUCUCCAUCAACCUCAGCUACAACCACAUCACGGACGUGGGCGCCGGCUACAUUGCGGACAUCGGAGACAAAGGGGCCCUGAAGCUCGCCGAGGUCCUCGCUCCAUUUGCCCUCACACACACGGAGGUCGUGGAGAGGAGGCGACUUCUGCUGGAGAAGGAGGCCCAGGACCGGUGCCGGAUGCCACAGAGAGUUCUGGAAGUGAAGAGUGACCGGCCCGCCAGCCACGUCAGCAGCACAGCCAUCGACAAACUGCAACCCCCCAAGACGGGCAAAGGCACCAAUAAGAAGAAGGAACAAGCUAAGAAGGAGGAGAAGGGCCAGGCAAGCGGAGGAGGAGGCCUCAUUCAAGCAGCGUCAACGGCAGCUCAGACCAAGAAGGAAGAAGCCAAACAAGCCAAGAAAGCCGUGCCCGCCCCUGACCAGAAACCAGUUCGCGGUAAAGGGGCAAAAUCGGGCAGUAAGGACAAGAGAGCCCAGGUCACGGAAGUGGAGGUGUUUGAGCCUACUGAGAUCAUGAACCCGCUCCUGGAGCAGGCGGAGCACCGGGAUGGCAAAGUCUUCCUGCCUGGCAACCGGGUCCUCAUCUACCUGAACCUCAUCCGUAACCAAAUCACUGAGUAUGGGCUGCAGGCCUUCCUGGAAGCCAUGCAGCAGCAGAGCUGUUGUCUCACUCCCGGAACAAAAGGGCCAUCCGGGCUCAUGCGGCUGUCAUUGGCGAAAAACAAGUGUCCCAUGGAGAGCAAGAUCCUGGCCCAGAUCCAAGAGCUGAUGAUGCUACGGGACCCUCUUCCCAAGGGUGGGGCCAAGACAGCCGAAGAUGAGCAAGUUCCGGUUCUAUAGAGCAACUGCAGGGGAGGACAGACGACCCGCAGCCCUCUUUGGGGAAAUCCAGGAGCUCACCUCCCUCAUUCCGCAGCUCGGACCAAACCUUCCCCAGACCAAGAGAAGUGAUAAUAAACGGGGGACUUCCUAGGAAGGCCUCUUUGCUCAAGGGCACAAGGAGCAGCCCUAAUUCAGGGGCAGGGAUGGGAUGGGAUGGGAUGGGGGAACUGCGCUAUGGGGUGUAGGGCAGAGCAGGAAUCCAUUGCCUGACUCAUUAGGAGGCGUCACUAUAUAUUCCCCUAACAGUGGAGUGAGCAUUUCCAGGCGCAUCUCUGGCUAACAUCGGCAUAAACUCACCCCAUCUAGCAAAAGAGAGGUUCUCCCCUGCAGUUCCGGGCAUCACUUGUGGAUUUCCAAGUAAAGAAUGCACCACAAUACAACCUGUACAAGAACGUGACUUGUACGCUUCCAAUACAACAAAUGCGGGAAAGGCCUUUCUGACAAAUAAACGAUACACAACAGUC
This is a messenger RNA of Hemicordylus capensis (graceful crag lizard), 3414 nucleotides long. RefSeq names its product leucine rich repeat containing 71 (gene LRRC71). Lineage: Eukaryota; Metazoa; Chordata; Lepidosauria; Squamata; Cordylidae. The record is from RefSeq and is a predicted model, not a curated record. The coding region runs from base 1340 to 2908 and encodes 522 amino acids. Gene Ontology annotation, molecular function: protein binding. The transcript has 15 exons.